AUGGCUAAUGAAACCCAAGAGGUUGGUGGCAUCCAUUUCCCUUUUCCCUUCACACCGUAUCCCAUCCAGAAAGAGUUCAUGGCAGAGCUGUACCAACUGUUAGAAGCUGGCAAGAUUGGGAUAUUUGAGAGUCCAACUGGCACUGGGAAAUCUUUAAGUCUUAUUUGUGGGGCUCUCUCCUGGCUCCGAGACUUUGAAAAGAAGAAGUGCCAAGAAGAAGCCCGUCUCCUUGAAACUGGAACCAUCCCCUUAAAUGAUAGGAGGGUCCAGCCUCCAUCUGUCUCACCCUCCUGCCAAGAGACCCCAGAUGCCCCUAGGCCUGCUGGAGAGCCUGACUGGGUUACUCAGUUUGUGCAGAAGAAGGAAGAAAGGGACCUGGUGGACCGUCUCAAGGAGGAGCAGGUCAGGAGAAAGAAGCGAGAGGAGCGCCUCCAACUGCUCCGUCACAAUGCACAGCUCAAGUAUGCAACCAAGCGUGCGAGACAGGAGGAAGAAGAAAUGGAGAGUCUCCUCCGCCUCAGCAGGGAGAUGUUGGCAGCAGGAGCAGGGGCCGAGCAGCUAGAAUCUGGGGAGGAGGAGCUGGUCCUGGCUGAAUAUGAGAGUGAUGAAGAGAAAAGAGCAGCAGCUAGUGGAGUGGAUGAGGAGGAAGAUGAUGUUGAGGAAGAGCAUGUAACCAAGAUCUAUUACUGCAGUCGGACACACUCCCAGCUGGCCCAGUUUGUGCGUGAGGUACAGAAGAGCCCUUUUGGCAGGGAAACCCGACUUGUCUCCCUCGGCUCUCGGCAGAGCCUGUGUGUGAACAAAGAUGUGAAAUGCCUGGGCUCUGCGCAGCUCAUGAAUGACCGCUGCCUAGAGAUGCAGAGAAGCAAGCAUGAGAAGAAGAGCAAAGGAGAGGAAGAGAAGCCAAAGCGAAGAAGGCAGGAAGGCCAGGCUGCUUGUCCCUUCUACAACUACGAGCAGAUGCAGCUCCUCCGGGAUGAGGUCCUAGUGGAGGUGAAGGACAUCGAGCAGCUGGUGGCCCUGGGGAAGGAGGCACAGGCCUGUCCCUACUACGGGAGCCGAUUUGCCAUUCCUGCAGCCCAACUCGUGGUGCUGCCCUACCAGAUGCUGCUGCACGCGGCCACACGGCAGGCUGCGGGCAUCCGGCUGCAGGGCCAGGUGGUGAUCAUCGAUGAGGCUCACAACCUAAUUGAUACCAUCACUGGCAUCCACAGUGCCGAGGUUAGCGGCGCCCAGCUCUGCCAGGCCCAUUCCCAGCUGCUCCAGUAUAUGGAACGAUACGGGAAGCGUUUGAAGGCGAAGAACCUGAUGUACAUCAAACAGAUCCUGUACUUGUUGGAGAAGUUCGUGACUGUGCUGGGAGGGAACAUUAAGCAAAAUCCCAACACCCAGAGCCUCUUGCAGACAGGGACAGAGCUGAAGACCAUCAACGACUUUCUCUUUCAGAGCCAGAUCGACAACAUCAAUCUGUUCAAGGUGCAGCGAUACUGUGAAAAGAGCAUGGUCAGCAGGAAGCUCUUCGGCUUCACGGAACGAUACGGAGCAGUCCUUCCCUCCUCCAGGGAGCACCCUAAGCUGACUGGAUUUCAGCACUUCCUGCAGAGCCUGAAGCCCGGGGUAACCGAGGCAGCUCAAGUAGAGGAAGGAGAGGCCGGGGCUCCACGACCUGCUUCUCCACUGAUGCACAUCGAAGGCUUCCUUUCAGCUCUCACCACAGCCAACCAGGAUGGCAGGGUCAUUCUGAGCCGCCAAGGCACCCUCAGUCAGAGCAGUCUCAAAUUCUUGCUCCUGAAUCCAGCUGUGCAUUUUGCCCAGGUGGUGAAGGAAUGCCGGGCAGUGGUCAUUGCAGGGGGCACCAUGCAACCGGUGUCUGACUUCCGGGAGCAGCUGCUGGCCUGUGCUGGGGUUGGAGCCGAGCGUGUGGUGGAGUUCUCUUGUGGUCAUGUGAUCCCCCCUGACAGCAUCUUGCCCCUCGUCAUCUGCAGUGGGCCCUCCAACCAGCAGCUAGAGUUCACAUACCAGAAACGGGAGCUGCCUCAGAUGAUGGAGGAGACAGGUCGCAUUCUCUGUAAUCUAUGCAAUGUGGUGCCUGGAGGGGUAGUCUGCUUUUUCCCCUCCUAUGAAUACCUGCGCCAGGUCCACACCCACUGGGAACAGAGUGGCCUGCUGUCCCGCCUGGCCAUCAAGAAAAAGGUAUUUCAGGAACCCAGGAGAGCAAACCAGGUGGAGCAGGUGCUGAUGGAAUAUUCCAAGUGCAUUAAGUGCUGUAGCCAGGGAUCCAGCACAUUAACGGGGGCGCUGCUCCUCUCCGUGGUCGGGGGGAAGAUGAGUGAAGGGAUCAACUUCUCUGACCACCUAGGCCGGUGUGUUGUCAUGGUGGGUAUGCCUUACCCCAACAUUAAGUCUCCAGAGCUGCAAGAGAAGAUGGCCUACCUAGAUCAGACCCUUCCCAGAAGUCCCGGUCAGGUCCCUCCAGGGAAGGCCUUGGUGGAGAAUCUGUGCAUGAAGGCCGUCAACCAGUCUGUAGGCAGGGCCAUCAGGCAUCAGAAGGAUUUUGCCAGCAUUGUGCUCCUGGACCAGCGUUAUGCCCGCCCGCCUACCUUGGCAAAGCUGCCAGCCUGGAUCCGAGACCGCGUGGAGGUCAAAGUCACCUUUGGCCCUGCUUUUGCUGCUUUGCGCAAGUUUCAUCGUGAAAAGUCUAGCCUUUCCUGA
Chrysochloris asiatica (Cape golden mole) is the source of this 2712-nucleotide messenger RNA. RefSeq names its product putative ATP-dependent RNA helicase DDX11-like protein 8-like. The transcript is spliced from 26 exons. The record is from RefSeq and is a predicted model, not a curated record. Gene Ontology annotation, biological process: nucleobase-containing compound metabolic process; establishment of sister chromatid cohesion. Gene Ontology annotation, cellular component: nucleus. Bases 1 to 2712 code for a protein of 903 amino acids. Gene Ontology annotation, molecular function: DNA binding; DNA helicase activity; hydrolase activity, acting on acid anhydrides, in phosphorus-containing anhydrides. NCBI's taxonomy places the organism in Eukaryota, Metazoa, Chordata, Mammalia, Afrosoricida, Chrysochloridae.